GCAGGGGAGGUGGGACCUGCCCCGGCGUCCAAUGGCGCGUAACGGGCGGGGCGGGGCGCGCACCUGCAGGGUCACUAGUCAAGAGUCCAGGGCCAGGGCCAGCCGAGAACUUGGGAGCCGGAGCCCAGCUGCCUAAAAUGCUGAGCGCCUCCCCGAGCCUCCAGAAUGGCACAGAGUCCUUCUUUCUGCUCUUGGCUCUUGGCGUUGUCUUCUACUUGGGUUACUACUGGGCCUGUGUGCCCCAGAGGCCUCAACUGGUAACAGGGUCCCAGUUUCUGGCCUUCCUGGAGCAACACUGUCCAGUCACUGUUGAGACUUUCUACCCUACGCUGUGGUGUAUUGAGGGGCGGCUACAAACCAUAUUUCGAGUCUUACUGCAAUCUCAGCCUCUCGUCUCUUACUGGAGUGAAUUCAUCCAAACCCCAGAUGGAGGACAGCUCCUGCUAGACUGGGCUGGCCUACCCGACAGCUGUCUCUUCCCUGACCCAACCACCCGGCCCGUUAUAUUACUGCUGCCUGGCAUCACCGGCAGCAGCCAGGAAAAAUACAUGUUGCAUCUAGUUAACCAAGCUGUAAAGGAUGGCUACAGGGCUGUUGUAUUUAAUAACCGAGGCUGCCGUGGGGAAGAACUGUUGACCCACAGGACUUUCUGUGCCAGCAAUACUGAAGAUCUGGAGACAGUUGUGAGCCACAUAAAGCACCGCUACUCCCAUGCUCCUCUGAUGGCCGUGGGCAUCUCUUUGGGAGGGAUACUAGUGCUGAACCACCUGGCACGAAAGGGACAGGCCUCAGGGCUGGUGGCAGCACUGACUCUAUCUGCAUGCUGGGAUUCCUUUGAAACCACCCGCUCCCUGGAGACCCCACUCAACUCAUUACUCUUUAAUCAGCGCCUCACUGCUGCACUCUGUCGUGUUGUGGACAGAAACAGAAAAGUGAUAGAAAAGGUGGUCAAUGUAGACUCGGUGCUUCAGGCCCGCACAAUCCGCGAGUUUGAUGAGCGCUACACAGCUGUGGUCUUUGGGUACGAAGACUGUGCGAGCUACUACCAAGCAGCCAGCCCAAGAACCAAAGUAGACGCCAUCCAGAUCCCUGUGCUCUGCCUCAAUGCAGCUGAUGACCCCUUUUCCCCAGUGCAUGCUCUUCCUCUGCAGGCCGCCCGAAACUCUCCCUACGUGGCGCUGCUCAUCACAGCCCAGGGUGGCCACAUCGGCUUCCUGGAAGGGCUGCUCCCCUGGCAGCACUGCUACAUGAACCGCCUCUUCCACCAGUUUGCCAAAGCCAUCUUCCAGCACCCUGUGGAGCUGCUCGACCUUGGGGCCGCCUCCCCUGCCGAGGGAGGCAAGUGCUGACAAGAGUACCAUUUGGGGUCUUGGUUCAGUCUUCCCAGUUUAUUAAAUACCAACAUUUCCUGCCAAAAGGACCGAGGGUUCAUUUUCCCUUUCCUCAAGGCCAGGGUAGACCAUCCAGGAACUAACAACAUAUUUAGCCCGGCUGGUUUGGAGCCACCCAGAUGAAUCCACAGACUACUACCUGGGUCUUUCUUUUGCCCGGCACAUGCCCCAGCAAAUGCCAAGGGCUCACAUGAAGGGCAACUGGCCACGGCUUAAGGGGGGGAAGUUCUAGAAACUGCAGGACAGCAGUGCCUCUGGACUCCUGGACAUCUUCACAUAUUUCUGGACAAGGGAUAAUCUCACGUCUGGAGUCUCUAGCAGGGAGAGGGAGGAGGCAGGUGGUGUGGCCCAGGCUUUAGACACCAUUCCUGGGUGGAUCCACAGAUGAUGAAUGCCUGGUUCCAGAAGUCAAAGUUGCGCAGGGCCACAACCAAGUUUUAUCCGGAAAGGGCUGGCAGUGCCUGCCACCCUCAGCCGAGACAACUUCAACUGUGGAGCCAAGUGGAGUAAUGGGGUCCAGCCUCCACUCUGGUGUAGGACUCCUGGAACUGGGAGGCUAAAGGAAACCCGGCAAGGCACUCUGGAGCAGCAGGAUGGUCAUGACAAUAAGCCCGACACAGAGCAGCAGCAGCAGCCACACAGGAACACUCCCUGCAGGACGGGCAAGAAGCAGUCAGAGGGCAAAGGGCCUUCACAGCCUCAAGAACAGCGCCCUCAACCUACUCAAGGAGGGGCAACGGGCUAUAGACAAGCAAGCCCCUUUUCCAGGGAGCAAGUUUCUUCUACAGCUAAAAGAUGGGUGUUCCCCACCCCCCGCCCCAGCCAUGUCCCACCCUAGUGACUCACGCCGUGAGGGCAGUAGGUGCAGUUGGCAACGACUAUCCACAGCCACAGAAAACAAGGCAGUUUCAUGGGACCCCAGGAGCUCUGGACCACGACCCUUUUUCUCAGGCAGAAAGGCCACAUCUGUCACCACGAUGCCAUGGGCCUCCCUGACGUAGUAGAGGCGCUGGGGAUAGAACAGUGAGGAAUAUUCCUUACGGAAAACAUUCCAGUUGGGAAUAUUCCUUACGGAAAACACACCCCUGCCGCCUGCCCCUGGCCUACCCUCUACAGGCUGGGCCAGCCUUCUUGCACAGUCGGGCCGAGGCAGGGCUAGAGCUCCCACCCCAAACAGCCCUCAGGACUGUGAUCACCUCUACCCAUUACCUGGAGAGAGAAAGCUAUGUAGAUGGCAACAGAGCCAGUGACCGUGCCCAGGCCUAGGAAGGUACCCGAUUCACUGCAACAAACAAUAAAGCGCUCAUUGUCUUGGAGGCCCAUGCAGGAACCGUCAUUCACCAGC
Messenger RNA from Talpa occidentalis (Iberian mole), 2736 nucleotides. It is a transcript of the gene ABHD1, whose product is annotated as abhydrolase domain containing 1. Gene Ontology annotation, biological process: medium-chain fatty acid catabolic process; medium-chain fatty acid biosynthetic process. NCBI's taxonomy places the organism in Eukaryota, Metazoa, Chordata, Mammalia, Eulipotyphla, Talpidae. The record is from RefSeq and is a predicted model, not a curated record. Gene Ontology annotation, molecular function: acetylesterase activity; monoacylglycerol lipase activity.